This is a messenger RNA of Nelumbo nucifera (sacred lotus), 668 nucleotides long. RefSeq names its product basic blue protein-like. The record is from RefSeq and is a predicted model, not a curated record. Gene Ontology annotation, cellular component: plasma membrane. NCBI's taxonomy places the organism in Eukaryota, Viridiplantae, Streptophyta, Magnoliopsida, Proteales, Nelumbonaceae. Gene Ontology annotation, molecular function: electron transfer activity.
UCAUCUCAAGGUCCGAUACCAACUCCUCCAACAUCUUCUCAUUUCUUAUAAGGUCGCUCAGAUGGCUGCUCAGGGAAGGGGCAGUGCUACCCAAGCUGCAACCACUGCGGCUUCUCUUCUUCUGCUUUGCCUCCUUGUCCAAUUGGACACUACUAGCGCCACUAGCUAUGUCGUCGGCGACGACGCCGGUUGGACCUACAAUGUCCAAAACUGGCCGGACGGGAAGACGUUCAAGGCCGGUGACACACUGGUGUUCAGUUACGACCCAAUGCUCCAUAAUGUGGUCGAAGUUGACAACAAUGGAUACUAUAGCUGCAUGCCUGCUGUGGGCUCUACGAUCUACACAAGUGGGAACGAUCAGAUCACACUCUCAGAGGGUCCUCACUACUUCAUCUGCGGUUUCCCCGGCCACUGUGAAGCAGCCAUGAGGAUUGCAGUGAAUGCUUUUUAGUCAGUUAAGCUUGGCUCAAGGCUUUACUAUAUAUAAAAGCUGUAGUACUACUUAGAAAAGAUCAUUCCUCCUUGUGUAUGCCAAGCUCUAAUUAAUGUUUCUUUUUAUUAGAAUUUAACUUGGAACUUUAAUUUGGUUAUUUCUUUGAGCAAUUGGGGUGUUUGUAGCCAUGAAAACAAGCAAACUUAGGGGCUCUACUCUACAACAGUUGUUUUGA